Messenger RNA from Drosophila hydei, 1018 nucleotides. It is a transcript of the gene E(spl)m7-HLH, whose product is annotated as enhancer of split m7 protein. Bases 53 to 805 code for a protein of 250 amino acids. NCBI's taxonomy places the organism in Eukaryota, Metazoa, Arthropoda, Insecta, Diptera, Drosophilidae. Gene Ontology annotation, cellular component: nucleus. Gene Ontology annotation, biological process: anterior/posterior pattern specification; regulation of transcription by RNA polymerase II; regulation of neurogenesis. The record is from RefSeq and is a predicted model, not a curated record. Gene Ontology annotation, molecular function: protein dimerization activity; RNA polymerase II cis-regulatory region sequence-specific DNA binding; DNA-binding transcription factor activity, RNA polymerase II-specific. The transcript has a single exon.
UGGCUCUCUGGGUGCGUGCGCUGAGCACGAGACGCAGUUGACGUCGACGUCGAUGGCGACGUCGGCACGUGCAGCUAUAAAAGCAGCGGUAACUGGAGACGGCAGCAGCAUUCUCAACGCAAUCGUCGUGCAGUACACAUCGUACAGCUCUUCUUACAUACACAUACAUCGCCACACAACGCAACACAACAUGGCCACCAAAUACGAACAAUCAAAGACUUAUCAGUACCGCAAGGUGAUGAAGCCGCUGCUGGAGCGCAAGCGUCGCGCACGCAUCAACAAGUGCCUGGAUGAUCUCAAGGAUCUGAUGGCCGAGUGUGUGGCCCAAACUGGCGAUGCCAAAUUCGAAAAGGCCGACAUCUUGGAGGUGACCGUAGAAUACCUGCGCAAACUAAAGCAGACCAAGGCCGCCAAUAACAAUACCAAUGCAUCCGCCACGGAGCACAGUUUCCGUGCCGGCUACAUUCGUGCCGCCAACGAAGUUUCACGUGCACUGGCUGCACUGCCCAAAGUAGAUGUAGCCUUUGGCACCACACUGAUGACCCACCUGGGCAUGCGCCUCAAUCAGCUGGAGCAGCCCAUGGAGCAGCCAACGCCCAUGUCAAUGCAUACGCCACUCAGCAUCAACUGCGACUCCGCAUACUCCAGCAAGAGCAGCACCAGCAGCCGUGACACCUACAGCCCCGUUUCCAGCGGCUACGCCAGUGACAGUGAUUGCAGCUCAUCUGGCUCAGCUACACCCGUUGCCGCCCAGUCUCUGCUGCAGAUUAGCAACAACGGAACCAGCGUCUGGCGUCCCUGGUAAAGGAGGCACUUGCUCCGCAGUCAUCGGGACACGCACGCAAUCGAACUGUCGCUUUACAAAGCUUUACAAUGAUCUUCAUUUUGCCUCUAAUUAAGUGUUACGCAGUUUUCUAAGUUAGGUCUGUGAUAGGCACGUUUUAUUGACUCCAUUAUAGCAAUUAGCCAGAAGUCUGUUAGCCAAUACGAAUGUUUAUAGAGUUUAAGCAAAACAAAA